AUGAUUAUUUGCAUACCAUAUGUAGUACCAUCUUACGAAUGUCAUCAACGAUUGACUCCAUGUGGUUGUGGUUUAAAAAAUGUUGAGAUGAAUGCACGCAUUGUCAAUGGUGAGAAUGCAAUUCCCUACAGUUGGUCGAUGAUUGUAUCACUCAGAUACGAUUGUCUUGAUGACGGAAACAUUUCGACUCAUUGUUGUGGUGGUACUAUUCUAAACGAUUCGUAUAUCCUUACAGCUGCACAUUGUGUCGAAACGAUAGAUGCACUGAGUCUCUCAGCAGGAAACGUCACGAUUGCUGCUGGUAUUUAUAGGCGAUCUCAACAAUGUCAAACAAUUAGAAAGGUUGAUCAAUUGAUUAUUCAUCCUAAUUGGACAAGAUACACGAAUGGACUCAGACACGAUAUUGCUAUACUUCACUUAACCGAACCACUUGACCUUGACACGAAUUUAUUAAUUACUCGAACAUGUUUGCCAUCUCGAUUGAAUUCUACGAAUGAUAUCACAAACUAUCCCCCAUCUAAUAUUUCUCUAGUUGUGAUUGGAUGGGGUUUUCUCGGAUGUUUCAAUUGUACAACGCCUGACAUAAUACAACAGGCAACUCUUUUAUCAAUGCAUUACAAUCAUUCAACCUGUGCCACAUCAAUCAAUCACAUUAAGACGCAAUUCUGUGCAGGAGUGUACGAAGGUGGCAAAGGUCCAUGCAUUGGUGAUUCUGGUGGUCCAAUCCUUCGAUGGAUUGGCAACCGUUGGGAACAAGUUGGCAUUGUUUCGUAUGCAAUGUAUGGAUGCGCAUUAGCUAAUUAUUCAACUGUUUUUACACGAAUUGCUGCUUACAAUGAUUGGAUUGAGUCAAUUUUGACUGGUUAUAGUACAUCAACAAUUACAACGAUUGACUCAACUAUUACGAGUACAACAACAGAUGCAACACCUUCCACUACUUAUCACUGUGAGAAACAAAAUGUUUCAUGUGGUUGUAGUCUUAUGGAUGUUUCAUUUCCUCAAUCAAGAAUUAUUGGUGGUCAUGAAGCAAAAAUGUUUAGUUGGUCGAUGGUGGUUUCCUUAUUUUCGCGAAGUAGUAAUGAACAUUUUUGUGGUGGAUCCGUACUCAAUAAUUACUACAUUUUAACAUCUGCGCGAUGUGUAGAAAAUCAACCCGUAUCGGACAUGUUGGUUUUAGCGGCUAUACAUAAUAGAUCGGAUAUGACUUGGCCACACAAUCGUCGUGGAAUUGAACAUAUUUACUUUCAUCCUAACUAUACAAGUUCAUUUGGUGGAUAUUUAAAUGAUAUUGCAAUUUUACGUUUAUCUUAUUCGCUGAAUUUGGAAACAAAUUUAUUCAUUACUCGAACAUGUUUACCUCAAAUUAAUUCAACUGAUGAUUUUACAAAUUAUCCUCCAACUGAUAUAAAACUAGCUGUGAUUGGAUGGGGCAGAAUACAUUCGAAUGCUUCUAAUUUGGCCAAUAAUCUACAACAAGCACAAAUCUAUUCGUUUGAUAACAAUGAUCCAACAUGUUAUUUACAAAUAAUCGAUCCCAAAAAACAGUUUUGCGCUGGAAUUGCUGACGGUAUCCGAGAUGUAUGUACAGGUAUUAUAAAAAUGAAUUUUUAUAAAUAA
This is a messenger RNA of Rotaria sp. Silwood2, 1617 nucleotides long. The record is from the annotation of a GenBank genome assembly. NCBI's taxonomy places the organism in Eukaryota, Metazoa, Rotifera, Eurotatoria, Philodinida, Philodinidae.